AUGGACUUCGACGACGAGUCGCUCUUUGGCUCUCCUCCAACUUCAGCAACGUUAGAGCCUUACUUUGCUGCCAGAGAUCCGAUCCCUCUCUGCUUGCCCGGAAUGAGCACAAAGCACCUGCCGAACGCCAACGAUGCUCCUGCGCAGGCGCAGAGCACGACCUCGAAUUCACAAGUGCCUCACUUGCCUCAUCAGGUGCUUGGUAUCGAGAACAACGCCUUGGACGUUCCUUUCAGACCGCAGACACCCGUGCAGAGACGGCUUUCACGAAAAGCCUCAAAGCCCUCUUCCUCUCGAAGAAGCUCUUCAACUCAGAGAGCUCCCAUCUCCGCGAUCAACCCUGGUGUACCCGUCCGACUGAUUCCAACAAUGCCAUGUUCCUCGGCUCCCACAGCAGAGACUCCUCUGUUCGCUCCGCCAAUUGCGCCGGGUUACAGUGCCUUGCCUCCUUUGCCGGCAUCGCUCCUUCUGCCACCUACACCGCCCGUUCUGAACGAGAAUGGCGCAUCCUCAGCCUCAGUCAUUGGUGAACCAUCCUCAAGCCAGAAGUUGUGUACCAAGUGCCACAAGCCCAAGCCGCAGUCGGAGUUCUCUUCUAUGACCAAUAUGGGUCUAACGAAGGAGCGGAGCCAAUGCGAGCCGUGUCGCAGGAAGAGAAGAGAAUCAUCGGCUCGACACAAGCUUCGUAAAGAACAGGCUGAGACUAAGGCUGAGGACGACCAGGAGCAGCUUCAACAGCACCAACUUCCACAGGGCGGCAUGGCGCAGUGUCCUCACCAUGGCUUGAGCGAGCAUCAGCCGACUCGCUCUUCUCAUCCAUUGACAGCAGUGACGUUUGUUCCCAAUGCACUGAUCACAACCCAGCAUGAUCCAAUCGACUUGACGUCUCCAACCGUUCCUUCCUUCUUCGACUGGCCCGCAGCCCAGGAACCCGAGCAGGGCGUCGAUAUUAAAGCUGAUAUGGCAUUCUAUGGACUGCAGUCGUCAAAGCAAAUGCCGUCGCCGAGCUUAGUUCUCCCGCAAGGGACUAGAAUGGAAGCUGGACUUCCCCCGACCCAAGAUCACAAAAGCGAACUCUACGACAUUGUGAGCGUCAAGACGCUUAAGACUCCCUUGACCAAGAAUGCCGAGACCUGGCUUCUCAACCACGAGAAGCAAAAGUUCAAAGAGGGCCGCAACAAGUGCGAGUGGAUGAAGGUGCAGGAGAAGAAGACUUUGGUGGCGUGCUGGGAAAAGAGACAGGCCUCGAUUGUUCUUGGACUUGUCGAAGUGCCUGGCUCUGAUCUUCAGCCCAUGAUUGGCUAUUCCUACGGCGAGGGUUCGCAUCAGAAUCUGCCUGGUGCUUACCCAGAUGACUAUGAUUGGCACUGA
Messenger RNA from Colletotrichum fioriniae, 1371 nucleotides. RefSeq lists its product as uncharacterized. NCBI's taxonomy places the organism in Eukaryota, Fungi, Ascomycota, Sordariomycetes, Glomerellales, Glomerellaceae. The record is from RefSeq and is a predicted model, not a curated record.